This is a messenger RNA of Penicillium brasilianum, 4836 nucleotides long. The record is from the annotation of a GenBank genome assembly. Lineage: Eukaryota; Fungi; Ascomycota; Eurotiomycetes; Eurotiales; Aspergillaceae.
CAUCUCAGAGUAGCCCAAUCACUCCCACUGGAAUAAUACCAUACACCCAUGUGACCAGACUCCACCACUGUUUACGGCCAAACGGGCGUACUUCGAACUUAUUCUUCAACGCCGUCUCCUUCCUCUUCUCUCGGGAUUUCUGUGAAUCUUCUGCAUCCUUUAUCUCCUCUUCUCCCCUCAUCCUAGACUUCCCCCUUCUCUUCCCAUCUUCCCCUGCUUUCCGUUCGGUACAUUAUUCCUGGAAACUCCGCCCUGCGGUGGUUGGUGCGGCACUCUGAUCACUCCCCACGCGACAAGGCGGUCACCCCCAAACAGACGCCAUCGCGUCGAUCGGAGGGAUUAUCGAUAAUCAACUUCCAGCCACACUACUUUCACCAGACCUCCGCUCAAAGCGAAACAUCCCGGCCUCUGUGUUUAUCGUUUCGGAAUCAAUCCGGGGGUUCUCGCCUCUCUUCCUUUUGGGCUUCUUUUUUCCUUCCUUUUUUUUUACCCGCUAGAACCCAAGUCGCGGUGGCGAAUUGGCUCGAUCAGUGGUUCGGACGACGCCUCAUUCUUUGGUUCUGCCUCUGAGCGUGUCUCCGAGACUGGACCGCUGGAAGCCGGAUCCAGACUUGCUCUGUUGUGAUUUUUCGCCUUUUCGCAUCUUUGCCUCUCUGCCGUUCCCCGUCCUUUCCCUUUUUCCUUCCCCGCGAGCUUUCGCGGUGUUCGACCUGGACUUGGCUUUGAUCACCCACAACACCAGCCUCCCGAGAGAGAAGGGGAAAAAACUCCGCCGCAUUCGAUCUGCGCCUCGUAUCAAUAAUUCACACACGACAUCCCGUGGACGAUCCGGCCAAAAAUACCGGUGAAAAGGAACUCGCAUCGCCAGGAAAUACACAAACACGCACUAGAGAUGCCGUUGUCAAAUCGCCGUCGCGCGCGGCGCAAGGAAAUUCAACUGCAGGAAACAUCCGAUGCCGAGGCCCCAGACUCGUCGCCCAGUCGUCCAUCCGCAAAGAAGCGCAAGGUUGAACGCCGCGCCUCUGCCUCGCGAACUGCAAUCAAGAACGAGUCCGCCGAUGAAGCCGAAGACUCGGCAGGUGAACAUGAUCAGUCCGCGCACCAGGACAUCGUCGACCUGGUCAUUUCGUAUCUCAACACCCCGCGCGAGGAACUGCGCGUCUCGCGCGACCAUUCCAAUACCAAAACCGAGAACAAGCAGAGUAUUCAAGCAUAUGCCAAGAUCGCCGGCCGCAACUGGACUUACUAUGUCAAGACACUACAUGUCAAUAUCGGUCGCGAACCUGAUCGUGAGCAGAGGUCCACUGAGCAGUCCAGUCCCGUCACCAUUGCUGCCCGUGCGCUCCCCGAUGUGCAUGUCGAUUUGGGCCCUAGCAAAUUCGUGUCCCGUCUGCAUGCGGAGAUCUUUUAUGACGGUGAAGAGACGCCGGCCUGGCAUAUCCGCGUCAAUGGCCGCAAUGGCGUUCGUCUGAAUAAUGUGAUUCUCAAGCGCGGAGCUGAUGCCGUUCUUCACUGUGGUGAUAUCAUUGAGGUAGCCAACUGCCAGAUGAUGUUUGUCACGCCCGGCGACGACGCCAAUAUCCAGCCCAGCUUUAUCGAGCGCGCUCAGCGCAUUGCCAGUGGCCAGGAGCCUGAUCCGGCUUCACAAGCGUGGGAUGCCUCGCUGCAUGCGCACCCCUCGGCAUCGCAGGCCACGGAGCCCGUACGGCCAUCCUCGUCCGGUGGUCCCUCGCUGGCCCCCGCACCUCAAUUCCUCAAGCGUCAGGUCACUCCGCCCCCGCGAUCGCCGGAUACCGCUGGUCAACGAACCGCCAAGCAGUCUCCGCUUUACAACCGAGGCAUGAUGAUGGAGAGUACGGAGGAGAUUGAUUACAGCAAGGACUCGGCCAAAGAUUUGAAGCCGCCAUACAGCUACGCCAACCUCAUUGCGCAGGCUAUCUUCUCCAGCGAGGAGGAGAAGCUUACGCUUAACAGCAUCUACAAUUGGAUAAUGGACCGCUAUGCAUUCUACCGACACUCGCAGAGCGGCUGGCAGAAUUCGAUCCGCCACAACUUGUCAUUGAACAAGGCGUUCCAGAAGGUGCCUCGCCGGACUGAUGAGCCGGGCAAAGGAAUGAAGUGGCAGAUUGCGGUCGAGCACCGUGAAGAGUACCGGAAGAAGCAGAUGCGCAAGGGCACGCAGUCGUCAGCACCAUCAUCACCUGCUACGAAGGAACCUCCAUCUUCCGCACGGGGCACCCAUGUGGCGGCGUUGGAUACCUCUUUCUCGGCUACGGCCAAAAAGUCCCCUCCCGUCUCCUCUCCUGGCUUUAGCUCAUUUCCUGUAGCUCCCGUGGAGGCAUACACCCCCGAGCGGGGAUCUCGCGGUGGCCGUGGAGUCGGAUCUGACCACCCACUGCGACACAUGAAUCCUCGCGACUACGAGGAGCCUUCUCCUUUGCCUGCGCGCUCGCACAAUGGCAACACCAAUGCGAGUUCAAGCCGCGUACAGAUCAGCAGCAACAGCCUCAGUCGAGCCUACGGACUGUCGGAUAAUGUGGCCGGGUCACCACCCGUGCUGUCCUCCUCAUACUACGACGAAGGACCCUCGUCAAUGAUCACCCCGGCUCCUCAGCGCCAGCAACCACGCCUGCCACCGCCGAGCACGGCGCAGAUCCCAUCAAAGUUCAUGCCGAUGAGUUCGCCCGCACAAUUCUGGAAGUUUGCCGACAUUGGUAGUACCCCUGCCCGGCCCGUGCCGGACAUGAGUCCACUAAAGGGGGAGCCUGAUGAGCGCAUCAUCGGUGGCUUCCCGAGCAGUAGCCCGCCUCCCCCGAAUUUGGUGAGCCCGAGUAAGCCCGGAACGUCCAAUGGUCUCGGGUCGAGUCGGACCUUGCCGCCUCUACAGUCUGAUGGACCGGAUUUGGGAAGUCAUGGGCCGAUCAAGGAAGAGCGAAUGCAUGAGGAGGAAGAAGAUGAUGGAGGUGGUUUUGACUUGGCUCGUGGAUUCCAGCCCAUUGGCUCGUAUCACCGGCAGCUCAGCAAUGCUGCCCGGGCGACUGCCACCUAAUUUGAACAAAAGCUCAAUGGCUUAUUUCUGAUGAUGUACAACAUGUCGAGUUAGAUCGUAUCUUUCUUUUCUUUUCUUUCUGGGAUUAUUUCUUUACGGGGACCACUCGUUCGAUGGUUUUGGGACGAUCGUUGUGCUCCGCAUAUACCGGUGUUGGCGGUAUCAUCGUGGUUAUUCUUAUCAUUCUUUGGUCUUGUUGGCUCGUCUUAUUGCUCUCAUCGUCUCUGCUGGUUAGCACGGAAAUGGAGACUGGAGUUUUGAGUUUUUGAGGUUUAUUGUCUGGGUUUUGGGGGUUCUAUCUGUUGGGGUUGGCGUUUUGUCUGCUUCGAUCGGACUCGUUGCUUUGUUUAUGUCGAUUCCUUUGCUUUUUAUGUGUAUGUGUUUGUUCUCUUGAUCCAUGCCAUUCAUGAUGGCUGUAUGUAGGAUGAGCCUUCAGUCAAUGAUAUUUUCAUACAAUGUCUUCGCUCUUCCUGCUUUUGAACAAUAUUCUAGUUGUUACACCACUGCAAAUUUUACAAUUUAUAUUUUCCCCCAACGGCACCUCUCAAUCCAUCGCCGGCCAAAACCUCUCCUCCAACCAAACCACCUGCUUCCACCACUCCAGACAUUUUGCCCGCAUCAUCUCCGUCUCCUCCACCCCCUUAAUCUUCCCCACCAUCAAAUCCAAAACGUCCCCAAUACGAUUCACAAACCCUUCAAACUCCCCACUGGACCAAUUCGGAAUAAACUUCUCCCUCAACGCACCCCCAUCAGCAUCAACAUCCCUCUUCCCCUCUUGCGCCUUCCUCUUCCCAUAAGAAGCCGCAUACCUCCACGCCCGCAAAUAACACACUUCCGUCGCCCACAGCACCGCAAUCCCCUCCUCCGCACUCACCCCAGGACUCCCCGCCGACAUGAACAUAUCGAUGUACGCACGGGUAAUCCGAUUCGCCGCAAAAUACACGGGCCCCUGCUCGACCGGCGCGGCACUAGCUGACCGCGAUGGCUGACACGGCUCGCAAUCGGGGGUUCUCGCAGCGGAAUUCCGGGCCUCGUGCGUCGUGGACGGAUUGCACACUUCACCACCAGCCUGCAUCUGACAUUCACCCUGCGAUUGGCAAAGACUGUGUAGAUUGUCUCUGGGAUUCGUCGAAUGCUCAUCACUCGCGCGGGCCUCGGCUCCCGAGCCAGAGCCAGAGCUAGAGCCAGAGCCGGACGGACCCGUCGCAUCGCAAUUCGCCCCCGUAGAGCCCGGACAAGAACCCGAGCCGGUCGUCGAUAUCCCCGACGAGGUCGCCAGAAGACCUUCCUGGGCGAAACCGGGGCCGUAUUCGUCGGGGGAAAUUGCGGUGAGGUCGAGACCGUAUUCGAUGGCGGUGGAUUCGAAGAAGGCGAGUUCGGUGCGGAUGUUGACUAGGGCGUCGAUGAGGACGUCUAUGACCUUUUGUUCGAUUGUUGGGUUACGCGGGGUAUCGCGGCUCGGGGCGUGUGCUGGGAUGCGUAAUUUUGCGAGAAGCAUCCCGAUGAAGCGGAUGUAGGAUUGCGCGUAGAGUCGGUCUUGGGAGAGCCAUUGGGAGAGUGUUUCUUUGGAGAGGGUACCGCUGCCCGCGGCGGCGAGGAAGGGGUGCGUUGUUGCGCGUUUGAGGGCUUGAGGGGUGGCCGAGAGGAGCCAGCCGGUUAGGGGGCCUUGGCUGGUCAUAUUGUUGAUAGUCUCUGGUCGGGGGUUAUUUGGAGGAGAAGAGAAGAGGGUUGGGUGGGAAGGAUGUUAUAGAAAGCUUAAACAAUGGGUUUUAAUCUGAAUUGUUGAG